AUGGCAACUAAACGAAUCAGACUAGAACCAGUUUUCUUAAUGAACGUUGUAUUAUAUAUCCAACAAACUGAUAUUGUCACAUUCAUGAACGUUUCACAUGAUUGCCAAGACGCCAUGGGAAGACUUCAUGUUAAUCCUUGGUCUCUAAAGUCAAAAAAGACGAUUGCGAUGGUGGAGAAAAUAUUGAAGUGUCUCCCUAAGCUUGAAACAUUGCAAGUUGAUUACCAAACAGCGCUUGAACUCCCUGAUGAAGUUCUUCAAAAGAUCAAUCGCAUUAGAAUUGUAGAUGAAGAAAAAGUUUGUGAGUUCAAUAAAGAGAUUAAAACUCAGAGAAUUGGGAAAUAUGUUGACACAGUAUAUUCAGUCGACAAUUCUGAUUUUGUGAAAGACAACGUUGUGAGAAUUUUUCUUGAUAACAAUUGUGGUCUGAAUGAUCUUAUCAAUAACAUUGAUAAAUACCCCAUUCUUCAAUUUGUCGAAAUCGAAACAGGAUGUUUGUUUGAACUUGAAGAUACAAUUCCAAAACUUUUGAAGGUGAGAGGAAUUCAAAUUCACGUGAAAUUUUUUGUAAGAAAUUUAGAUAGAUACGACGACUUUGAAACCCUUAGAACACAAAUUGGUAUUGAUAGAGUGUAUUAUAGUUUUAAUGCAGUGUUUACAAAUGGUGUGUUCUUGUUGAUACCUCCAAACGUUGAAGCAAGAAGUUUGCAUGGGAUCUUUUAUAAUGACGGGAAAUUGGCACAUCAAUUGUAUGCCAUUAAAGAAGCAAAGAUUGAUGUUGCUGAAUAUUGUGAUGCAAAUUUAAGUGGUCUUACAUGUAUGACAUCAUUUAGUUUGUCUUGUAAAAAUCAUGUGGUUUUAACAUUACCAACUUCACUAAUAAAAUUGGAUGUACCUUGGGAUGUAAGAGUAGCCAACAAAAGAGAGUUGAAGUGUCUCAAUAAACGAGGCGAAACCCCAAAACCACACAAUUCAAAAGAAACAAAUGAGGUUGAACCAACAAAAUGCACUUUAGUUUAA
Messenger RNA from Entamoeba invadens IP1, 1020 nucleotides. RefSeq lists its product as hypothetical. The record is from RefSeq and is a predicted model, not a curated record. Bases 1 to 1020 code for a protein of 339 amino acids. NCBI's taxonomy places the organism in Eukaryota, Evosea, Mastigamoebida, Endamoebidae. The transcript has a single exon.